Molecule: messenger RNA, 1993 nt
Organism: Trifolium pratense (red clover)
Lineage: Eukaryota; Viridiplantae; Streptophyta; Magnoliopsida; Fabales; Fabaceae
Exons: 4
Coding region: 1-1740 (579 amino acids)
Molecular function (GO): zinc ion binding
Source: RefSeq, a predicted model, not a curated record
AUGCAAGACAUACGAAUAAAUUACUCUGUGGGUAUUACAAUUGGAAGAGCAAUGAGAGCAAAAAAGAUAGCAACAACACUUCUUGAUGGAGAUGCUAACAAUCAGUAUGCUAUGCUAUGGAGGUAUGCAGAUGAGUUAAGAAGGGUUUCCAAUGGUAAUACCAUCAAGAUUAAUGUUGAAAGACCAGCUCCAUCUUUAUUACCAAGGUUUAGUUCUUUCUACUUUUGCUUCGAGGGUAGUAAAAAGGGUUUCAUCCAUGGAUGUAGACCUUUUAUUGGAGUUGAUGGGUGUCACCUAAAGACAAAAUAUGGUGGCCAACUUCUGAUAGCUGUUGGUAGGGAUCCUAAUGACCAAUACUUUCCAUUGGCUUUUGGGGUUGUUGAGACAGAAACUAAGGAGAGCUGGAGAUGGUUUCUCCAGUUGUUGAUGGAAGAUAUUGGACAAGAUAAGAGAUAUGUUUUUAUCUCAGAUCAGCAAAAGGGAUUGAUAGCUGUGUUUCAAGAAAUGUUUGAUAGUAUUGAGCACAGAUUAUGUCUCAGGCACCUAUAUGCAAACUUUAAGAAGAAAUUUGGAGGAGGAACUCAUAUUAGAGAUUUGAUGAUGGGAGCUGCUAAGGCAACUUACUAUCAAGGCUGGUUGCAGAAGAUGAAUGAACUUAAGGCUCUUGAUAAGAAAGCUUGGGACUGGUUAAUGGCAGUUCCCACAAAAAAUUGGUUUGCUAGGGAUAAGCCUAUAUUGACCAUGUGUGAAUGGAUUAGAACUUACCUUAUGAAUAGGAUGGCAACCUCUACCACCAAGUUAGAGAAAUGGCAACAUAGAAUCAUGCCCAUGCCUAUGAGAAGGUUAGAUAAAGAGGUCUAUAUGAGUGGUCAAUGGAUUACAACUUGGUCCAUAGAUGAAGAAUUUCAAGUUGCACAUCAAUUUAAUGGUCAACAGUUUAAAGUUGAUAUUGCCAAAAAAACUUGUAGUUGUAAUUUUUGGGAAUUGAUUGGGAUUCCAUGUAGACAUGCUAUUGCUGCACUAGGUUAUAGGAAACAAAACCCUUCAGACUUUGUAGAUCACUAUUAUACAAAGGAAAAAUAUGCACUUUGUUAUGGUUUUGGUGUGAGUACUAUAAAUGGUAUGGACAUGUGGCCUGAACCUGAAAAUGCUGAAGAGCGACCAGAAAUUUUGCCACCUAUUUACAAAACUGGUCCAGGUAGGCCAAAGAAGGUGAGAAUUAGAGAAUUUGAUGAGGAUGGUGUUAGGAAGAGGAAAAGAGGUGUAAAAUAUAGAUGUACCACAUGUAAUAGUUUUAAGCACAAUGCAGCAACAUGUAAAAGCAAGACUCAAGACCCAGAAGCAAUGAACAGAAAGAGAAAACAACCAAGAGGCAAAGAUAAUACAAACAGUGAAUCCAAGCAAGACACUGCAAACACUGAAAUUGCUGAACCAAUUGCAACCACUGAAGUUGUGAUUGAUGCUAGUCAGAGUCAAGUUGAAGCUGUCAUUGAUGCUAGUCAGAGUUUUUUUGAUGAAAUACCUGAUGAAGUUAUGGCAACAGUUCCUGAAAUCAAUCAUGAUGAUAUUCCAAAGAAGGCCAAAUCUGUGAAGGACAAUGCAGUAAAGGAUAUGCCAGUCAAGGACAAGGCCAAAACUGUCAAGAAAAAAACUACAAUGGUUGAACCUGAGAAAAGAAGACAAAGUGAAAGGCAGAAGGCUAAUUGGGUUAAAAAACCAACUAUAGGUCCUGGGAAAUGAAUCAAAGCUUGAAACCUGUUUUAGAGCUAUGAAGUCUUGGAACAAAAUUUCAAAGUAGUUAUGAUGUUAAUUAGUAAUGACUUAUGUUUUUCAUUAUGUAAUCAGUGAUGCACUUUAUGUGCCAUUUUGGAAUGACUGAUGCACCUCUUUUGAAAUCAUGUAAUGAAUUUUGCACUAUAUAUGCUCUUUUUGGAAUCAUGUAAUGAUAUUAUGCACUAUAUUAUGAAAUUCUUAUGUGCUAUUUUGCACUAAA